This is a messenger RNA of Rhipicephalus sanguineus (brown dog tick), 816 nucleotides long. RefSeq lists its product as uncharacterized. Gene Ontology annotation, molecular function: oxygen binding; heme binding. The transcript is spliced from 2 exons. Lineage: Eukaryota; Metazoa; Arthropoda; Arachnida; Ixodida; Ixodidae. The record is from RefSeq and is a predicted model, not a curated record. Bases 1 to 816 code for a protein of 271 amino acids.
AUGGGCCACCGCAUCUCGAAGGAAACAAUGAACCCACGCACGGGCCUGACUCCGACAGAGAAUCGGCUGCUGAAAAAGACCUGGCGGAGCCUCUGCGACAACAACCGCGACUACGGCGUGCUCAUCUUGCAGGGGUUCUUCGCCAAGCAGCCGGACGCCAUACACCUGUUCCAACACUUCCGCGGCAAACCCGCCAAGUCGCUGCCCACGGACAUGUCCUUCAGGAUACACGCGUGCGCCGUCGGCUACCAGCUCACCUCCAUGGUCGAGAACUGCGACGACGUCGAGCUGCUGGAGGCACUCAUCCGCAAGAACGCUCAGGUGCACAAGCCUCACCUGGGCGUCACACCGAUGCACUUCCGCAUAAUGACCAAAGCCAUCAUGGAUGUGUUGCAUGCCAAGGUCAGCAAGCUCAUGACGCCUGACGCUGUCGUAGCGUGGGAGAAGCUGUUCACCUUCAUCGUCACCGUGACCGCCAUCGUUUUUGAGAGUUCGAAAGUGGCUUCCAACGCAAAAAAGAAAAGCGAAGACAACAUCAGCAAUGCCAGCGCUUCUUCCAAGAUGUUGAAUUCGCAAAAAUCAUCGUCGGCUUCCGCGGGCUCCUCCUCUAUCGGACAUAGUCGGAGUAGUACCUCCAGGUCUUCUCUGAACAAGUCACGGGCGUCCGUAACAGCCAUCGUGCCAUACGUAGAUCCCUCCGGAAACGGCCCACAACACGAAGCGACAAGAGCCCCAUCAACCGCGGUAAAGGCCCAGAGGUCUAAGAUCUCGUUGAAGGAACAGCUCAAGGCCAAGGGCAAAAAAGUUGACACCUAA